AUGACCAUCACCAUCCACCUCGUCCGCCACGCCCAGGGCUUCCACAACCUCACAGUAAUCAACCAGCAGAUCCCAGACCCCUACCUGACGCCCACGGGGAUCGAGCAGUGCGCCGCCCUGCGCGCGAGCUUCCCGCACCACGGCCGCAUCACGCACCUGGUGGCGUCGCCGAUGCGGCGCACGCUGCAGACGUGCGAGCAGUCGUUCCGGCCCGCCGUCGACGCCGGCCGCAGGGUCAUCGCGCAGCCGCUCGUGCAGGAGGUGUCGACGCUCCCCUGCGACACGGGCUCCGAGCCCGAGGUGCUGGCCGCCGAGUUCGGCGCCUGGGCCGACCUGACCAUCGUCGAGAAGGGCUGGAACAACAAGGCCGGCGAGGGCUCGCCGUGGGCCCCGCGCGUCGACGCCCUCGAGGAGCGCGCGCGGGGCGCCCGCGCCUGGCUCAGGGAGCUGGGCCGCCGGUGGAAGGCCGAGGGCAAGGGCGACAGCGCCGAUAUCGUGGUUACGACCCACGGUGGCUUCUUGCACUUCCUGACGCAGGAUUGGGACGGGAUGGAUCUUACGAGAGGCACCGGAUGGGACAAUACCGAGUACAGGAGCUACGAGUUCGACGACCCAGAGGGCGACGACUCGGAGGCCAGGCUCCACGAGACCAAGCCCAGCUGGCGGAGGAGACGCGGCAGCGCCAUCGGGCUGACCAGCACCGAGCAGCAGCAGAUGCGGGCGGUGGUGAUCGAGGCCUACAAGAAGGAGUUUGAGAAUGUGAACGGGACUGCCGCUAAGUAA
This is a messenger RNA of Diaporthe amygdali, 783 nucleotides long. RefSeq names its product phosphoglycerate mutase family protein. The record is from RefSeq and is a predicted model, not a curated record. Gene Ontology annotation, cellular component: cytoplasm. Gene Ontology annotation, molecular function: phosphatase activity. Lineage: Eukaryota; Fungi; Ascomycota; Sordariomycetes; Diaporthales; Diaporthaceae. The coding region runs from base 1 to 783 and encodes 260 amino acids. The transcript is spliced from 2 exons.